This is a messenger RNA of Prosopis cineraria, 978 nucleotides long. RefSeq lists its product as uncharacterized. The coding region runs from base 1 to 978 and encodes 325 amino acids. The record is from RefSeq and is a predicted model, not a curated record. NCBI's taxonomy places the organism in Eukaryota, Viridiplantae, Streptophyta, Magnoliopsida, Fabales, Fabaceae. The transcript is spliced from 2 exons.
AUGGAGGGUGGCGAAGAAGAAGUUAUGGAGGGUGGCGAAGAAGAAGUUAUGGAUGGAGAGCGAGGAGGGAAACGCGAUUGUUGGGUCAAGAAGAUAUCAGCUUAUGCUCUUGGGAAGACAACCUCUAUAUUGUGUGUGAACAAAUUCCACAAUGAACACAUACACUCUGUUCAAGACAACCUCCUAUUAAAGCAAAAGGCUAACUCAAGAUUGACAUCAUCAAUCAUCAUUGAUGCUGUGAGGGGGAAUGUGGAGAAAACUUCAAAUGAGAUUAGACAAGACCUCUACAAAGAGUAUGGGUUAAAUCUCACAUAUCGGCAAGCUUUGAGGGGAAAAGAUAGAGCAUUGGAGGAAAUACAUGGGCUUCCACAAAAGUCAUACAUGUUGAUUCCAUGGCUUUAUGAGAAAUUGAAGGAGACGGACCCAGACACAGUUGCAAAAUGGGUUGCCUCGACAAAUUAUAGAUUUGAUAGACUUUUUAUUGCAUAUGGAUGCUGCAUCAAAGGGUUUCUCCAAGGUGCUCGUCCAAUUUUGUUUGUCGAUGAAAGUCAUUUAAGUGGUCCAUAUAAGGGGACUUUGCUAGCAGCUUCUGUAAUUGAUGCAAAUAAUGACUUAUUUCCUUUGGCUUAUGCAAUAGUGAGUGGAGAAACAUAUGAUAAUUGGGCUUGGUUUCUUGAAAAUGUAAGAGAGAUCACACACCAAGUUCAAUUGACCAUAGUGUCAGACAGGCAUAAUGCUAUUAUUGGCGCAGUGCAUGCAAUAUUUGAUGGCAAUCGACAUGCUUUUUGUUAUUGUCAUGUCAAAGAAAAUUAUAGCUCAGAAUUUACAAAAAUUAAUAGAGGCAUGCGAAGGAUUGAUGGGAUGACCAAGGAAGAUGCACUUAAGUUGUUGGAUAAUAUUGCAUAUGCAAGGUUGGAAACAGAAUUUCAUGUUGCUAUGGGUCAUUUGAUGGUUUUAACCCUACAGUUGGUAAGAUAG